Molecule: messenger RNA, 1198 nt
Organism: Pollicipes pollicipes
Lineage: Eukaryota; Metazoa; Arthropoda; Thecostraca; Pollicipedomorpha; Pollicipedidae
Exons: 2
Coding region: 233-1069 (278 amino acids)
Source: RefSeq, a predicted model, not a curated record
UUCGACGUCUUUGGCUCCUUUAAGUUUUACGAUUGUUGGGUGGGUGGGGUUAGAAAACAUCGCUUUUCAUAACCAUAAGAGACACCAAUAUGCAGUGACUUCAAAGUCAAAUAUCCGGGGAAGACCAGCAAGUGGCCCUCCGUUUGUUCUGAGACUGGCUUGAACCGCCGCGUCCUUUUCUUCCUUUUUGAAGACGAAGCUCAAAUCAACUUAAAUCCAUAGCAUCAUCACAAUGAGCCACCUCACACCCAAAAAAGUGAAAGAGCAUCUGGAGAAGCUGGGCUACACCAACAUCCCCAAGAAGGAGCUGCAGGUGUUCACGCGCGACCUGCAGCGGCUGGUCAACUACGAGACCAGCAGCCGCAGCGGCACCGACCGCUCCAGCUUCAGCCGCGGCCGCCGGGGCACCGACUGCCGCCGGCCGCGGCGCUCCGAGCUCGAGUCGAUCCCGGAGGACCGCAGCCAGGCGACGCAGCGCUCGCGCUGUCGCAGCCAGAUGAGCCACGGCUGGGGGCAGUCGGACGAGGGAACACGCGACUUCUUCGAGAAGGUGGGCGCGCGCUGCCGGCCGCCGCGCUCGCGCUCCGUCGACGAUCGCUCCGACAGCUACGACUCGCUGGAGGAGACGAUGCGCGACCUGGUGAACAUCGACGACGGCCAGUCGAGCGCCACCGACACGUCGAUGGGCCUGCCGGCGCCGCAGCCGUCCGCCGCGCGCCAGGACUGGCUGCCGCAGGUGCGCGACGGCGCCGAAGAGCUGCUCAAGGCCGGCUUCAGGGUGCGCUGCGACAUGCUGACCAAGCCGAUCCGCUCCAGUCCGGCCAGCCGGCACCGCUGGUACGAGGAGGUCUGGAAGAAGAACCCCAUUCCGACCGAGGACAGCCACUACAACAUCCGGCAGGCUGUACGGUUCGCGCUGGACACGUACGACUUCAAGCCCCGGCCGCUGCCGAAGACCACCGACAUGUGGCAGGGGCCGCUGCUGCGCACCCAGCCUGACGCCACGUACCGGAUGAACUACGACAAUGCGCUCAACCGAUUCCCGCUUAACGUCCGAGAGAGGAAGUAGUUGGCUGCUUCGCGCAGCUGGCUGCCGUCAUUUUGUUCGUCUGUGAAAAUGUGCUGUGGUGCUGCUGAGCUGAGCACUAGCAAAUGUUGAUGGAAAUUGGUUCGUCUACAUAUAUAGCUUUCGGUGUCA